Messenger RNA from Penaeus monodon (black tiger shrimp), 744 nucleotides. RefSeq names its product keratinocyte proline-rich protein-like. The record is from RefSeq and is a predicted model, not a curated record. The coding region runs from base 1 to 744 and encodes 247 amino acids. The transcript has 3 exons. Lineage: Eukaryota; Metazoa; Arthropoda; Malacostraca; Decapoda; Penaeidae.
AUGGCCCAACAAACUGCCCCAAAGCCCAACAAACGCCCAAAUUUCCUAGAAACGCCCCAAAUUCCCCCCAACUGUCCAAUGCCCAGCAAACUUCCCAAUUUCCAGCAAACUGCCCAAUUCCCAACAAACUGCCCAUUUAUAGCAAACUGCCUAAUGCCCAACAAACUGCCCAAUGCCCAGCAAACUGCCCAAUGCCCACAAAUGCCCCAAUUCCCAGCAAAUGCCCCAAAGCCCCGCAACUGUCCAAACCCAACAAACUGCCCAAUUCCUAGCAAACUGCCCAUUUAUAGCAAACUGCCCAAUGCCCAGCAAACUGUCCAAUGCCCAACAAACUGCCCAAUUCCUAGCAAACUGCCAUUUAUAGCAAACUGCCCCAAUGCCCAGCAAAAAGCUUUAAUGCCCCAAAAACUGGCCCCAAUUUCCCACAAAGUCCCCAAUCCCACAAACCCCCGACCAAUUUCUAGCAAACUGUCCAAUGCCCAGCAAACUGACCAAUGCCUAGCAAACUGCCCAAUCCCCAGCAAACUGCUCAAUGCCCAGCAAACUGCCCCAAUUCCUAGCAAACUGCCCAAUUCCCAGCAAACUUACCAAUUCCCACAAACUGUCCAUGCCAGCAAACUGCCCAAUUCUCGCAAACUGCCCCAAUGCUCAGCAAACUGUCCAUUUAAGCAAACUGUCCAAUGCCCAGCAAACUGCCCAAUUUCUAGCAAACUGCCCAAUGCUCAGCAAACUGCCCAUUUAUAG